Molecule: messenger RNA, 763 nt
Organism: Saprolegnia parasitica CBS 223.65
Lineage: Eukaryota; Oomycota; Saprolegniomycetes; Saprolegniales; Saprolegniaceae
Exons: 2
Coding region: 35-721 (228 amino acids)
Biological process (GO): double-strand break repair; single strand break repair
Cellular component (GO): nucleus
Molecular function (GO): single-strand break-containing DNA binding; DNA 5'-adenosine monophosphate hydrolase activity; single-stranded DNA binding
Source: RefSeq, a predicted model, not a curated record
UGAAGCUAGGAGCCUGGGGAGAGCCAGCGUCAACAUGACGUCGGCGCGUGACGUCAUCCGAGAGCCAAUCAGAAAUCGAGCGGCUGCCGGCAAGAUGGCGCAGCCGUGGAAGGAUGCGCUCUUGGUGUACGUGGCGGCGCCGGCGGAGCAUGCCGACGUCGUCUUCUACGACGAGACGGUUGUCGUCGUCAAGGACAAGUAUCCCAAGGCCCAGCUGCACCUGCUGGUGCUGCCCCGGCAGCCCAUGGCGUUUGGCGUGGAGGGCUUGACGCGAGCGCACAUGGGCCUCUUGCAACACAUGGAACGACUCCUGCCUACCAUCAGCCAUGGCACCGAUGUGCGCGUGGGCUUCCACGGCGUCCCUUCCAUGCGGCAACUGCAUCUGCACGUGAUUUCGACCGACUUGAUCUCGCCGUCGCUCAAAAGGAAGGAGCACUGGAACUCAUUUACGACGUCCUUCUUCAAGCCCUUGGCGGAUGUGCUCGUGGCGCUAGAGGCGCAUGGCUGCGUACCCAUCGAUGUCACUGCCGAGCACGCCAAGCUCAAGACGCCGCUGGCGUGCCACAAGUGCAGCUCUACCUUUCGCCAGCUCCCGCAGCUCAAAAAGCACCUCGAAACAACGCACCCAUGCGAGACGAUGGCGCUUGGCUCGAUGAAGCGGGCAGCGAACAGCGCGCCACUGUCACCGCCGUCGAAACGAACCAAGGAUGCUACCACGUAGCCUUGACAACCGGCGAACGCAAAAAGUAUCUUCCUUGCCAAC